Molecule: messenger RNA, 3467 nt
Organism: Bradysia coprophila
Lineage: Eukaryota; Metazoa; Arthropoda; Insecta; Diptera; Sciaridae
Product: protein piwi-like
Molecular function (GO): protein binding; RNA binding
Source: RefSeq, a predicted model, not a curated record
GGGAUACAUUGUUGUGACAAGUAGAUAGAAGCUUCAUUCCUGUCGACGUGAUUAUGUACGUAGUGCGAAAUUAAAAUAGAAACGAAACAUGGACGGAGAUAACAAUCGUCCUGAACAGAAAGGCUAUCAUGGCUAUCGCUCACGGGAUGACCGAAACGAGCGAGACAGAUCCGGCCGCGAACAAGGCGGACGAUAUGAAAGAUCAGAUCGACCAUCGUAUGGCUCGUCCUCUCAGGGUCAGAGUUCACGAAAUCCUUUUGUCGGAGGUGGAAAUGGAGGAGGAUAUGAGGAUGGCGGUCGCGAUCGUUACGGUGGUAACAAUGGUGGCAGUCGUGGUGACCGCUAUGGCGGAGAUCGCGGUGGGAACCGUUACAGUGGAAACGGUGGAAGCCAAAGUUACUCAGGUGGUAGUGGCGGCGGUCGUGAUCGGUAUGGUGGAAAUAGUAGAGGACGUGAUCAGUACGGUGGAGGCGAUUCAUACGGCGGAGGAAAUGGAAAUGGAAAUGGUGGAAGUUAUGGCUAUGGAAGAGGUAACAACCAAGGAUAUGGUGGUGGCGGACAAAGACAAGGAUCAUAUGUAAGUGAAGACAGACGAAGUGGAUCUGGUGGAUCUGGCGGAACACACGGAUCUGGGGGAACGCACGGAUCUGGCGGAACACACGGAUCUGGAGGAUCGCCUUAUGAUGCAGGUCCGAGAAAAAGACCAAUGGAUGACGAUGCCAGAAUGGGGCAUUCUCCGAUGGAUCAAGAUCGUCCUAAUAAAAGACACCAAACUGAAGCAGGAGCAGGUCCAUCUCGUGCUAGUGGACGUAGACCCCCAGGCGAGAAAAGAGACGGAGAAAAGCGAGAUCGUUACGCGAUAAUAAGAACAAGGCCAAAUGAUGCACCUCAAAAGCAGGGCAGUUCCGGUGAACCGAUACGACUAAGGGCCAAUUACUUUGAAUUGAUACAACGGCCGAACUAUGAAAUGGUUAUGUAUCGUGUUGACUUCGAACCGGAAGUUGAGUUGGCGCCUGUACGAAAAUACUUGAUGUACACGCAACGAGAGCUCUUUGGCGCUUACUUAUACGACACAAAAAAUUCCGUUUAUCUAACACAUCGGCUACCUCACGAUAUACUAACGGUCGAAACGACAGAUCGAGAAAAAAAUCCAUACAAAGUGACAAUUAAAUUCGGCACCAUCGUCUCAAUGGAUACAAGAGAAAGUCUGCAGGUCUUAAAUUUAAUUCUACGGCGGGCAAUGGAAGGGCUCGAUUUACAACUGAUCGGACGGAAUUUAUUCGAUCCUAAAGGCUUGGUCAAUUACAACAAUUUCCAUAUUCAGUUGUGGCCGGGCUACACAACGUCCAUACGGCAACAUGAGGAAAGUGUGCUACUUUGCGCUGAAAUAACGUCUAAGGUUAUGCGCAAUGAAACCAUUUACGAUAUUCUGGUACAAUGCCGUCGUGACAAUGACUAUAAAACGCAAUUUAACAAUGAAGUUCUUGGCCUGAUAGUCUUGACUGAUUACAACAACAAAACGUACAAAGUCGACGAUGUCGAUUACAGUGCAUCGCCAUCGGAUACAUUCGAAAGAAAAAAUGGUCCGAUCUCAUAUGUGCAAUACUACCAAGAAAAAUAUGGCAUCAAGAUCAAAAACCAUACCCAGCCGAUGCUGAUAACUCGAUCAACGGAUCGUCAGCGACGUGGUGGCGAGCAAGAAACCAUUUCAUUGAUCCCAGAACUAUGUCGCCCAACUGGUCUUACCGAACAGCAAAAGAACAAUUUUCAAUUGAUGAAAGCUAUCGCUGACCAAACACGCAUGGAUCCGCGGAAACGAAUGAAUGCGCUCGGUCGAUUCAACCAGCGGCUUCAGACCACACCUGCCAGUCAAGAUAUACUGCGAGCCUGGAAUAUGGAUUUGGAUCGCCAAUUGAUCAGCCUUGAUGGUCGCAAAUUGAAAAACGAAAAUAUCAUUUACGGCAAUGACGAAAAAGACCUCACCGGACCUUUUUCAGAUUGGCAAAAUGCAUUCAAAACUAAAUCAAUGUUUCUCUCCUAUCCGUUGCGCAAUUGGGCCAUUAUUGUGCCGGGUAAAAUGAGAGGUCAGGUCAAUGGCUUUUUACAAAUGAUUAAGAGAGCGUCCAGUCAAAUGCGAUUCGAUGUUAGCGACCCUCAAUCGUAUGACGUUGAUGACCGACUUCAGUCUUAUGGCCAAGCAUUUGAAAAUGCCAACAAUCGUAACCCGCAACUAGUGAUGGCAUUCGUCAACAACAAUAAUGCUGACAAGUAUGCGUCCAUCAAGAAAUUGGGUUGCUGUACGUAUGGAACGCCAACGCAAAUUAUUGUGCAAAAAACGUUGAACAACAAGAGUUUGAUGUCAAUCGCCACCAAAGUGGCCAUCCAACUAAAUUGCAAACUGGGCGGCACACCGUGGUUGGUUUCCAUACCAACGAAAGGUCUGAUGACUGUUGGCAUCGACGUGUCACGAGACUCCAAAGACUCCCAAGUUUCAUGGGGAGCUCUGGUGGCUUCAACGGACCUAACAAGUGUUACCAAAGAAUCGUUUUUCUCAUGCGUAAGCCGCCACACAAAUCAAAAUGAUUUCACCACGCAAUUGGCGGUUGACAUGACCAGAGCGUUGAAAGCGUUCUAUGAGCAUAAUGGCGCAUAUCCAAGCAAAAUUGUUUUAUAUCGCGAUGGGGUCGGAGACGGCCAAUUGGAAUAUGUUUACCACACGGAAUUGGCUGAAAUAAAAUCCCGUCUGGAGCAAAUGUAUGCCGAAAACAGUGCCGUGCUGAAGUUCGUGUUCAUCAUUGUGUCCAAAAAAGUGAAUACCCGCAUUUUCGGAACAGAUGAGAGAAAUCCACCAUCCGGCACCGUGGUCGACACAAAAAUCACUUUGCCAGAAAGACAAGACUUUUACCUGAUCUCGCAGACGGUGCGCCAAGGCACGGUCUCACCCACAGCAUACAAUGUGAUUUAUGAUUCGCUGCGACUACCUGCUGAUAGAUUGCAGCAGCUGACAUAUAAGCAAUGUCAUCUUUACUACAAUUGGGCCGGUACUGUGCGUGUGCCGGCGGUGUGUCAAUGUGCACACAAGCUGUCGUUCUUAGUGGCGCAAUUUUUACAUCAAGAGCCGCUAGCAGAGCUUGAGCGCAAGCUAUACUUUUUGUAAAAAGGAAACCACCGUGUCUACCACAAACGCAUUUUCUUUUGUAAAUUUUUCGCUUUACUAUCGGAAAAAUGCGUUGUAAAUGAAGCACACUUAAAAACAAACGCGAAUAUUGUUUGUUGUCAGCCAUGAAUGGAGAUUGACUGGAAUCUCAAUUUUUUUUUCUACCAGAAGAACUUUUUAUUUGAAGAAAAGACAUAGAAAAUUUUAUUUUUCUUGUAAUGAAUUAAUGAAAAACUGUUACACUUUAAGAAACAUUAAAUUUAAACAAACUGAAAUAAAAAGAAUUUUUUAAUGUUUUUUAUGACAGAGU